Molecule: messenger RNA, 7368 nt
Organism: Eleginops maclovinus (Patagonian blennie)
Lineage: Eukaryota; Metazoa; Chordata; Actinopteri; Perciformes; Eleginopidae
Product: girdin-like
Biological process (GO): cytoplasmic microtubule organization; cytoskeleton-dependent intracellular transport
Cellular component (GO): cytoplasm; centrosome
Molecular function (GO): microtubule binding; dynein light intermediate chain binding
Source: RefSeq, a predicted model, not a curated record
AGGCAGACAGAGGGGAGAGAGAAGAAACCGGUCCGAAAUUACUUCACAUUAAAUAAGAGGAGUAAACCGAUGAUUUUGUAACCAGGACUUUAAAGCACAGGAUUUUUUUCGCACUGGAUAUUUUCCUUUAAUGGUUCGUGUCGGAUGAAUAUUUCCCCUUGAAGGUAGAUUCCUCCUAAUGAGACCUUUUGGCAGGAACGGCUAUUUUUUCAGAGCCUGCAUAAAAAACAUACCUGUCUCGGGUCUCAUGUAACAACAAAAUGGGAUUUAUUUUUCCUUUCCAUGAGGUAGCCAAGCCCAGCCGGUGACAUCUGAAUCAGCUGGGUCGUGUCGAGAAGAUUGUGGAUUUACGUUUUUUUUUUCUUAUUCUACCUCCCUGAAUAUCUCCAAGGGAGAAACCCCACAGGGACACGGUUUUCCAGCAGCCAAAAUGAGCUUCGAUUUAAUUGAAUCAACUACAUGAGUGGAUUCAAAACAAACACCUAUUUCUCCAAAGGAGCCCACAUUUUCUGAGCGGCGCCAGUGUCUGUGGAAAAUAUGGAAAGCGAGGUUUUCACCCCUUUGCUGGAGCAGUUUAUGCUCACGCCUCUGGUCUGCUGGGUGAAGACAGUCGGUCAGGCGACACUGACCGAUGGCACCCAAUUAUCGGAAUAUAUCGAAUUAGUGGAUGGGAUUUACCUGAAUGAGAUCAUGCUCGAGAUAAAUCCCAAGGCCACGGUGCAGAGGACCAACAAGAAGGUGAACAAUGACCCCACGCUGCGCAUCCAGAACCUUUCUAUUCUCAUCAGGCAGAUUAAAGACUACUAUCAGGAAACUCUCCAGCAGCUGGUGAUGAUGCCCUUACCAAACGUCCUGAUACUUGGCAAGAACCCUCUGUCUGAACAAGGUCUGGAGGAGGUCAAAAAACUGUUGCUGCUGCUACUGGGGUGUGCUGUCCAGUGUGAGAAAAAGGAAGAGUACAUCGAGUGUAUCCAGACUCUGGACUUUGACACCAAAGCUGCCAUAGCAUCCCACAUCCAAGAGGUAACCCAUAAUCAGGAGAAUGUAGUGGACAUGCAGUGGUUGGAAAGCGGGGAAAUGCCUCCUGAGGACCUGGACAGCCUCUCCAGAAACCUGGCUUUCCACCUCAAACGCUUGGUGGAUGAGCGGGACACACAGCUGGAGACAAUAGUGGAGUUAACCCAGGAGAGAGACUGUGUGCAGCUCUCCCCUCUGGCUACCUGUUCGACCCAGUCUCCCGGUGACUCCCCCGGGAUGAGGAGGACCGAGAGCCGUCAGCACCUCUCUGUGGAGUUGGCUGAUGCCAAGGCCAAGAUCAGACGCCUUCGACAGGAACUAGAGGAGAAGAGCGAGCAGCUCUUGGACACCAGGCAGGAGCUGGACAACAGUGAAGUGGAGCUCAAGAAGCUUCAGCAGGAGAGCUACCAGUUGCUGUCGGACGCUCGGUCGGCUCGGGCCUACCGCGACGAGCUCGACGCACUCAGAGAGAAAGCAAUCCGUGUCGACAAGCUGGAGAGCGAGCUGAGCCGAUACAGGGAGAGACUUCACGACAUCGAGUUUUACAAGGCCAGAGUCGAGGAGCUGAAGGAGGACAACCAGGUCAUGUUGGAAACUAAGAGCAUGCUGGAGGAGCAGCUGGAUGCUAGCAGGCAGCGCUCUGACAAACUGCACCUCCUGGAGAAAGAGAGUCUGCUGCUGAAAUCCAAGAUCCAUGACCUGGAGAUGGAGCGAGACAUGGACCGUAAACGUAUGGAGGAGCUGAUGGAGGAGAACCUUGUGCUGGAGAUGGCUCAGAAACAGAGCAUGGACGAGUCCCUGCACCUGGGCUGGGAGCUGGAGCAACUGUCCAAGACACCAGAUCUGACAGAAGCCCCUCAGAAGUCUCUGGGCGAGGAGGUGAAUGAGCUGACCUCGAGCCGCCUGUUGAAGCUGGAGAAAGACAACCAGACGCUGCUGAAGACUGUGGAGGAGCUCAGAGGAGCAACCAGUCAGGACACCGUGACCAAACUGUCCAAAGCCAGCCAGGAGAACCAGAGACUGAACCACAAGCUGGAGCAGUUGGAGAGUGAACUGACCUCCGACAGAGACUCGCUCCGCAGCGCCGAGUCUCUCAGUACUGACCUGAUGAAGGAGAAGGCUUUACUGGAGAAGACUCUGGAAACACUCAGGGAAAACUCUGAGAGACAGCUGAAGGGUCUGGAGCAGGAGAACAAGCACCUGAGUCAGACGGUGUCAUCUCUGCGUCAGCGCUGCCAGGUCGGUGCUGAGGCCCGUGUCAAGGACGUGGAGAAGGAGAAUCGAGUUCUCCACGAGUCCAUCUGCGAGACCACCGCCAAACUCAAUAAGAUGGAGUUUGAAAGGAAACAACUACGAAAGGAGCUUGAAGUGGUGAAGGAGAAAGGUGAAAGAGCAGAAGAACUGGAGAUUCAGAUUCAGAAGAUGGAGAACAAGGAGAGCCUGCAGAAGAAGGUUGCCAGUCUUACAAUCACCUGUGAAAAGGUGUCUUCUUUGGAGAAGGAGAACACCGAGCUGGAGGCGGAGGGCCGUCGUCUGAAGAAGAAGCUUGACACCCUGAAGAACAUGGCCUUCCAGCUGGAGGCUCUAGAAAAGGAAAACUCCCAGCUGGAGCAUGAAAACCUUGAGGUUCGGCGCUUGGCUGAGAGUCUCCGGUCAUCGGGAGCAAAGGCCGCUCAGCUGGAGGCAGAAAACAGGGAGCUGGAGAGCGAGAGGAGCCAGCUGAAGCGCAGCCUAGAACUGCUCAAAGCCUCGUCCAAAAAGACGGAGAGAUUAGAGGUGAGUUACCAGGGCCUAGAUACAGAGAACCAGCGCCUGCAGAAGGCUUUAGAAAACAGCAGCAAGAAGAUUCAACAGUUGGAGGCAGAGCUGCAAGAGGUGGAGACUGAGAAUCAAAGCCUGCAACGCAACCUGGAGGAGCUCAAGAUCUCCAGCAAACGCCUGGAGCAGCUGGAGCAGGAGAACAAGUCUCUGGAGCAGGAAAGCUCCCAGCUCGAGAAAGACAAGAAGCACCUGGAGAAGGAGAACAAGCGGCUGAGGCAGCAGGCCGAGAUCCGCGACUCCAAGCUGGACGACGACAACCAGCGCAUCGCCACCCUGGAGAAAGAGAACCGGACGAUGGGCAAGGAGAUGAUCUUCUUCAGGGACUCCUGCACGAGAGUCAAAGACCUGGAAAGAGAGAACAAGGAGCUGGUCAAAAUAAGCACCAUCGAUAAGAAGACCCUCAACAAUCUCAGAGAGGAGCUAGUGAGUGAGAAGCUGCGGACUCAGCAGAUGCACAAUGAUCUGGAGAAGCUGACUCAUGAGUUGGAGAAGAUUGGAAUUAACAAGGAAAGGCUGCUGCAUGACGAGAGCUCUAGCGACAGGUUUAAGCUCCUGGAAACCAAACUGGAGUCGACACUGAAAUCAUCUUUGGAGAUUAAAGAGGAGAAGAUCGCAGCGCUAGAGGCCAGACUGCAGGAGUCCUCCAACCUCAACCAGCAGCUCCGCCAGGAGCUCAAGACAGUGAAGAAGAACUAUGAGGCGCUGCGUCAGAGGGAGGAGGAGGAGAGGAUGGUGCAGAGCUCUCCCCCUAGAGGAGGGGAAGACCCUCAGGCUGUCAGUAAAUGGGAGAAAGAGAGUCAUGAAACCACCAGAGAGCUGCUGAAAGUGAAAGACAGACUCAUUGAGGUGGAGAGGAAUAAUGCAACGCUGCAGGCUGAGAAGGCGGCCCUGAGGAGCCAGCUCAAACAACUGGAAACUCAGAGCUGCAAUCUGCAGGCUCAGAUAGUGGCCGUGCAGAGGCAGACUGCUUCUCUGCAGGAGAACAACACGUCACUGCAGACACAGAACGCCAAGCUGCAGGUGGAGAACUCCACCCUGAGCUCCAAGAGUGGCGCCCUCAUGGCCCAAAAUGCUCAGCUGCAGAGCCAGCAGAGCAGCGUGGAGGGGGAGCGCGAGGGAGCUCUGAAGGACAAAGAGGAGCUGAGGUCCACCUACGAGCUGCUCCUCCGAGACCACGAGAAGCUGGCGGCGCUCCACGAGAGGCAGGCGUCCGAGUACGAAGCCCUGAUCGGAAAACACGGCGGCCUGAAGACCUCCCACAAGAGCCUGGAGCAGCAGCACAGGGACCUGGAGGACAAGUACAAGCAGCUCCUGCAGAGGAAGGGAGAGCUGGAGGAUCUGGAGAAAAAUCUGAAGGAACAGCAGGAAAAAAUGGCGCUGGAGAAUCAAACGCACCAAUCCACAGCUGACCAGUUCAAACUGCUCAAAGAAGAAAAUGAUAGGCUGAAUAAUACCUAUCGUCAACUGGUGAAGGACAAUGAGAACCUCCACCUGGACCAUAAGAACGCAAAGACCCAGCUGAACAGCGCCAAGCUGGAGCAGACCAAGCUGGAGGCCGAGUUCUCUAAACUGAAGGAGCAGUACCAGCAGCUGGACAUCACCUCCACAAAACUCACCAACCAGUGUGAGUUGUUGAGCCAGGUUAAAGGAAACCUGGAGGAGGAGAAUCGCCACCUGUUGGACCAGAUCCAGACUUUGAUGCUGCAGAACCGCACACUGCUGGAGCAGACCAUGGAGAGCAAGGACCUGUACCAUGUAGAGCAAAGACAAUACAUAGACAAGCUGAAUGAGCUGAGGAGACAGAAAGAGAAGCUGGAGGAGAAGAUCAUGGACCAGUACAAGUUCUACGACCCCUCGCCUCCACGCAGGCGUGGCAACUGGAUCACUUUGAAGAUGAAAAAAUUGAUCAAGCCGAAGAGCCGGGAGAGGAUGCGCUCCCUCACGCUGACUCCCUCUCGUUCAGAGUAUGGCGACGGCUUCCUGACGCUUCCCCAGGACUGCCAGGACAGCUCGUCCAUCGGCUCUGGCUCCAACUCACUGGACGACACACUCUCACAGAAGAAGAGCAGCAGGAGGAGAGGGCAGCAAUCCAAUGCCCAAGGGCAGGGUUCAUCCAAUGCUUUAAAAAGGUUGCCUUUCAUGAGGAACAGAUCCAAGGACAAAGACAAGGCCAAGGCCAUCUACCGGCGCUCCAUGUCCAUGAACGACCUGCUGCAGACCAUGGCGGUGGCGGGCGGCCCCGGGGCUGAGUGGGCGAGCAGCAUCGAUAACCUGGACGGUGCUGAGGCCGGAGACGCCGGCAUGACGGGGAACAGCAGGCGCAGUGGGCAGCGCAUGAAGGAACUCGCUUACUCCACCAACGCCAUCGACUACGCCACCCUCACCCUGCCCACCGCCAGGCAGAGCAGGGCCAAGCUCCGGCUUCAGGUCAAAGCAGAUAAUAUCUCAUGUGAGGAUGUUGCCGGCUCCUUAGACGACCCCAAGAGUCAAGUCCCUUACCCAGCCUCCAGACCCACCAGUCUCCAUAGCAACAGGACCAUCAGUAGUAAUAGUAACAAUAACUCCCACCUCAUUUCUCCUCUGGAGGGCAAAGUCACGUUGAACGGCAGCCUGAGCCGGCCCCACAGUGAGAGCAGCGGGGAGUUCAGCCUGAGUUUGGAUCAGGAGGUCUGGUCCAGCAGCGGCAGCAGCCCAGUCCAGCAGCCCUCAUCCUCCCGCGCCUCCCACCAGAGCCCCCUGCAGCUGCGCCGCUCGCUCGACCAGUCCUGCGCCGCCGGCAGCCCAGGACAGACGCCGGGCAUGAAGACGGGGUCCCCUGCCUGCGAGGUACUGUCCCUGCAGCAGUUCCUGGAUGAGGGGAUCGAUCCUGCAGAGUCUGGCAGUCAGGAGAACCUCACUGUCGACUCUCCCCGCCUCUCCACCUCAUCUGAGCAUGCGCCGAAAGAACGCCCUGUGACGAAGAGCCGAGGCAUCCUCCGCUCCUCCAGCGGGAAAGCGGCGCCCGUCAACUCCGAUCGUCCUCCGAGAUCCUCCGGACAGCCGGGCCGCCCGACUCUGCGUAAGGCGGAGAGCACCCGAGUGAGAGGCUCCGUCCCGGUCCGCUCCAGUCUUUCAUCGCAGGGCAAAGCUACGUCUGUGUCUGGACUCCUCGACGUCGCCUCCUCCACCUUGCCCCGAGCCAGCAGCGUCAUCUCCACCGCAGAGGGCACCACGAGGCGCACCAGCAUCCACGACCUGCUCUCCAAGGACAGCCGGCCGCCCGUGUCCGUCGACCUUUCUCCCCACGGCGCCGCCUCUAAGGCUGGGGUUCGCUCCCAGCCGACACCCAAUGUGGAGGGCAGAAAGUCUAAAAGCAGGAGCGGGGAGCCGCAGCAAAGCUAAACUGCUACCAUGCUGUGAGCGCGUGAGAGAAAGGUGGCCUUGGAGCUGUUUGUCUGAAGCCUAGUAGAGUUAAUCUGCUGAGACCGUCUACAGUGAGAAAAGAUUGUAUAUCCCUGUUUGCUUUUCCUCCCCUUUUUUGUUUUGUUUUAUUUUAACCCAGGACAUUUGGUUAGAGAAAAGUGGCUUCCUUCUCUGUUUUUGGUUUUUCUUCCUUGAAUCAAGGAAACAGAAAAAAUACUAGAAAAUGUUGCUGUGACAGUUUUGUUCUUCUGUAAAGACUAAAGCUGUGGCAGAUUGCACUGCCAUGUGUCCUUCAGUGUGACGGACUGCUAGAUGUGCACUAUGGACUAAGACUAAGUGCCAAUGUUCACAGGACAGCCAAAAGGGCAAUCUUAAACCAGACUGAUGUGACUCCAUUUUGGAUUUUCUGUGCAACUUUAAAGUCAGUAGGACCUUCUUCUGCCUAACGCCAUGAUGACAAAAUGUUUUGUAAAUGGGCAGCAUGGACAAGAAAAUAAAGCAUUCAUUCUGGCUUGUACAGAACAUUUUUAAAGCAUGUCAGCACCAACCUGGUAACAAAUGCUGAAAAUCACAAUCUGCAUGGAGCAAUCAAUCAGCCAAUCACCCCGCUUCCUUUGUCCAAUCAAAGAAGAGGACAGCGUUCAGUGGGGAGGUUAUUUGAAAGGAUGCCAAAUGGACUUGGACAGGAAGCCAUAGCAGCUGUGUGACUGGCGUCUGUCGCCUGCCAAUCAAGAGUGAAGGUUGUGUGAUCUGAGAGAAAAAGAGACUCAUCGUGGGAGUGUGUCAGAUGACCUUUAAAACAACUGCAGGCCCUGAAACGCAUCCUACACACUGUUCAUCUUAGCUUAUAUCAUAUAUCGUCAUAGAUCGGUAAACUACAUCAUGCCAUGUAUCGCUUCCCAUCCUGCUCUGAAGAGGAAACUGUAAAAGCACACUUCCUGUUAACUCCAUACCUCCACAGUACGGUGUUUGUAUUUCCUGAGAAGGCCCUCAGUAUACGUGACCGACCCAGUGCGUGCAGACUCCUGUAGCUGUGUUGAACAUGGUGGUGAUGAAACCCAGUGUUUUCCUCCUUUUCCACUUUUUACAUAAAUCCAUUUGAUGUAAUUAAAAAUCAUCAAGACUUAA